AUGAACUUGGAGCCAGGCGAGUGCGGGAUGAACUCAGUGAGCUGCGGCAACGGGAAACUCCGCCAGUGGCUGAUCGACCAGAUAGACAGUGGCAAGUACCCAGGGCUGGUGUGGGAGAACGACGAGAAGAGCAUCUUCCGCAUCCCCUGGAAGCACGCCGGCAAGCAGGACUACAACCGUGAGGAGGAUGCCGCCCUCUUCAAGGCCUGGGCUCUUUUUAAAGGAAAGUUCAGAGAGGGCAUUGAUAAACCAGAUCCCCCUACCUGGAAGACAAGAUUAAGGUGUGCUUUGAACAAGAGCAAUGACUUUGAAGAACUGGUGGAGAGAAGCCAGCUGGACAUCUCAGAUCCCUAUAAAGUGUACAGAAUAGUGCCAGAAGGAGCUAAAAAAGGUGCAAAACAGAUGAGCAUGGAGGAGCAACCGUUAAUGAUGAACCAUCCCUUUCCAAUAACGUCUCCUUACACUUCACUACCAUCUCAGGUACCGAACUACAUGGUGCCUCACGAACGGAACUGGAGGGAGUUUGCCCCGGAGCAGCCGCAUCCUGACAUCCCCUACCAGUGCGCCAGCGUCCCCUUCGCAGCUCGCAGUCAUCACUGGCAAGGGCCUGGCUGUGAAAAUGGUUGUCAGGUGACAGGAACCUUUUAUGCUUGUGCCCCUCCUGAGUCCCAGACUCCUGGCAUCCCGAUUGAGCCAAGCAUAAGGUCUGGUGAAGCCCUCGCCCUGUCAGAUUGUCGACUCCACAUCUGCUUAUAUUACCGUGAAAUACUGGUAAAGGAGGUGACAACUUCUAGUCCUGAAGGUUGUAGGAUAUCCCAUGGCCAAAGUUACGAGGUCAGCAGCCUGGAGCAAGUUAUCUUCCCUUAUCCAGAGGAUAAUGGCCAGAGGAAGAAUAUAGAAAAACUACUGAACCACCUGGAACGAGGAGUAAUACUGUGGAUGGCACCUGAUGGCCUCUACGCUAAGAGACUUUGCCAAAGCAGGAUCUACUGGGACGGGCCUCUGGCGCUCUGCAGUGACCGACCCAACAAGCUGGAGCGGGACCAAACAUGCAAGCUUUUUGAUACUCAGCAGUUUUUGGCAGAGCUGCAAGCCUUUGCUCACCAUGGACGUCCGCUGCCAAGAUACCAGGUCGCUCUGUGCUUUGGGGAGGAAUUUCCAGAUCCGCAGAGGCAGAGGAAACUAAUUACAGCCCAUGUUGAACCAAUGUUUGCCAGGCAGCUGUAUUACUUUGCUCAACAAAACAGUGGACAUCUUCUGAGAGGCUAUGAUUUACCAGAACUUGUGACUAGUCCAGAGGAUUAUCACAGAUCUAUUCGCCAUUCUUCUAUUCAGGAAUAA
Molecule: messenger RNA, 1341 nt
Organism: Gymnogyps californianus (California condor)
Lineage: Eukaryota; Metazoa; Chordata; Aves; Accipitriformes; Cathartidae
Gene: IRF4
Product: interferon regulatory factor 4
Exons: 8
Coding region: 1-1341 (446 amino acids)
Biological process (GO): immune system process; regulation of transcription by RNA polymerase II
Cellular component (GO): nucleus
Molecular function (GO): RNA polymerase II cis-regulatory region sequence-specific DNA binding; protein binding; DNA-binding transcription factor activity, RNA polymerase II-specific
Source: RefSeq, a predicted model, not a curated record